UACCCGCUCGCUCGUCGAAAUUUGAAAUCCUCUCUCUCUCUCUCUCUCUCUGCGUCAUCUUCUCGGUCCACGUGCAUCUCCUCCGGCAACCUCGUUCAUCUUCACGACCCUGGUCACCUCGUCUUCUCCAGAUUGUCCUCUCUCUCUCUCUCUCUCUGUGGACCAAGAAAACCAUCUCAAUGGGUAGCUGUUUCAGCAAGAAAAGCUCUUCCCCGGCCGCCCACGGCGUCUCUCCGGCCGCGAAGCCGCCGCCGCCCGAUUCGCACCCUCCUCGCGAGAUUGACGUCGUCGCGAAGAAGGCGGAGUGCAGGCCCGGCGGCAGGGCGUCGCCGCGGGAUCACCAGGAGAAGGAAGCCGGGCAGGAGGGCUUCGUCAAGAAGGAGGUCUUCGUCAUCAAGCACCGGAAGAGCCACGACAGACGCGCUGCUUCUUCUCCUGAAGAGAAGCCGGUGGUCGACGGCGCGGCUCCGGCUGCGGAUGCUGGCAAAUCCGGCGAAGAUGCGGCUAAGGCGGCCGGUCCCCUGGCCGAUUUGAGUAAUGGCGGGGAGAGCUUGGCUGUGAAUGGGGCGAGCGCAGUCGGCGUGAGCGCCGGCGUGAGGACGUCGAACUGCACCAAGGAAGAGGUCGAUGCCAUUCUCAUCCAGUGCGGCCGGCUUAGCCGCAGCUCCUCCGCGAGAACCGGCGCUGCUUCUGGUGGCAGGGUCUAUUCGGGAUCGAAGAGGAGCUAUGAUUUCGAUAAUCAAAACGAUGCCGUCGCCCGGGCUGUCGAUGCUGCGGGAAGCGAGCAACCCGAGAUGAAUGAGGAUGAGCUGGCGGAGAAACGCCAGCACCGGCAGCGCCACCGCCAAUCGACGCCUUUCCGGUCCCACAGCCAGGGGAGUGGGGCGAGGAGGAGGACCCCGAGCAGGGAAAGAGAGCAGCGCUCCUCAAGCAGAGAAAGGAGGGUGAGCCGCUCGCCCGCUAGACGUUCCGAGAAUGCCACUCUCUCGAAUUCGAACGCGAGUGCCGCUGCCGGGGGCUCUGGCAACAGCAAUAGGCCCGGGAAGAUGGUGUCGGUCCCUGCUUCUUUGGUGGACAAGAGCAACUGUGCUGGCGAUCCUCAUGAAUCUCAAGCCACCAUCAAGAGAAUAUCCGUGAAGAGGAACGUAGGGGAAGCGCACACGGUGUCGAGAAGCGCUGCAUCGCCUCGUUCCCAGUCGCCUGCCAGGCAAACGUCUGGCAGUGUCGGAAGGCAUCAGAACAGUGAGAACCAGCAACCUUCCCUCAGUCGCAACCCAUCCAGGAAGGCGGAACAAUCGCCGUGCAGGAGAAACCCGCUCGGCGAGAUCGAUACCAAUGCCCGUCAACAGCAACCUCAGCCGCUAACCAACAAGAGCACGCAUAAAGCUACGGAAGACGGCACGGUAAAGGAAGUCGAGGCUCGAAUGACGAAACCGACCGUGGAUAGUAACAACAGCAGAUACGCUCACGGGACUUGUGACAGAACUGGGGGUAAAGUGACAGAGGACAACAAGGCUCGAGGUUGUGAUUCUGCAGAAAAGGAGCAACAAGCUGUCAUGGAAGUGCUGAAGAGGCAAGCAGCACCAAUGUCCGGGAUGGAAAGCCAGAAACCCCAGGCACUGGCACGAAGCCGGUCCUCGAGGCUGUCCGAGCUCGAACUGAAUCCUCAGAUUGUGCCUGAACCCACGUCCUAUACGAAUUUGCUGCUCGAAGACAUCCAGAAUUUUCACCAGAAGCACACUACCACUUUCACGGUCCCGGCUUGUGUCACAAAGGCCUGCUCGAUCUACGAAGCAGUCGCCGACCUCAACUCCAACAAGAACUCCAAUGUAGCCAGCGCCUUGUCCGAAUUAAGAAAAGCCGCGUCCAAUCAAUGCAGCCACAACGGCUACAAUCCCUCCUACUCAGGUAACGAUCUCGUCAGGAAAUCAGAGGGCAGGGACCCAUUUGUGGAAUCGGAGUUAGUAGUCGACGAUGAUAUAAUGGAGCCGAGCAUUCACAAGUAUGUGACGGUGAAGAGGGGUGGCAUGCCGAAAGGAGAUGAUAAGGAGGAGAUAGAAUCCUCAGGGAGCAACAGCUUCGUCAGUUCUGGAACACAGCAAUGGGGAGUGUCUUCCUCGUGGGAGCCCGGUUCGACCGAUUCAUCCGACUGCUGGACUUCCAAUUCCAAAGCUGCCGUGGACGACUUCAGUCCGUUGGCCUUCCAGAGGAUUGCUGUGUCUGAAUCAGGUCGCCAAGUGAGCGAGUCCAGAAGGGAAUUGAAUGUUAAGAGGAGGGACUUCGGUGUUCGACAAAAUGGGAUCGGGAGAAGCAGGACAUAGUCCCCAGUCAGUAAUCUUUAUCUUAUGGCAGUUAUCAGCAACUACUGUGCCAGUCAAGCGUCGACAAGAAGCAGAGACGGAUUUGCUUCUAUUUUAAGGGUUCAGUGUACGUUUCACGGCAGUUGCAGACUUGCAACAUUCGGUCUUUCCUUAGGACAUAUUGCAGCUUUCAUUAUUUUCGCACCAUAGAUUGUGCAUAAGUUACUCAUUUAUGUGCUAUCUUUCAAGAGAACUUGCCAUGUGGUUGAUUUUUCAUGUCAGUUACUGUUAUGCAGAGUUUUCCAAGUUUGUGAGGAUUUUAUCCCAUCUAAAUUGGUCCAUGA
This is a messenger RNA of Syzygium oleosum, 2644 nucleotides long. RefSeq lists its product as uncharacterized. Lineage: Eukaryota; Viridiplantae; Streptophyta; Magnoliopsida; Myrtales; Myrtaceae. The coding region runs from base 180 to 2321 and encodes 713 amino acids. The record is from RefSeq and is a predicted model, not a curated record. The transcript is spliced from 2 exons.